ACUCCCGCUAAUCACCACGCCCCGUAUUUCACAGUCAUGUGAUAACAACAUUCAGAAAUAGAUACCGUACUCGUAUUCCUGUUUGUUUGUGUUUGUGCGUGCGUGUGUUGUUUUUGUGGGGGGGUUUUCAAAAUAUAAAAUGAAGAAAAAUAUUAAUGGUAAUAUAGUUAUGGAAAAUAUUUCUCAGUAAUUUAGUUCAUUGGACAAUGGCGAGAGAGAAAUCUUUAGCAGAGGAAAUAAACGAAGCUACAGGACAACAUUCCUGUAAAAUCCAGGACAAAGAGAGGAUGGAGACAGAUCAGAUAAUUAUAGAAAACACCAUUCAAGACUUACCUGUUCCACAAUAUGGCCUCACAGUAUUCACUGCAGCGGUCUUUAUGGUGGGAGCAAUGGCGGGGUCCGGCGUUUUGGCCUUACCCAGUGCUGUUAGCGGCGCAGGCUGGGUUGGUAUUGCGUUGAUUUUUCUCUGCUGCUUCCUCUCAGCGUACACAGGGGACAUCCUGGGCAAAGCCUGGUGUCUCGUGCAGGAACGCUACCCAGAAUUCCGGGGCCACGUCAGAUAUCCGUACCCGGCGAUUGGUCAGAUCACGUACGGCAAGCCCGGAAGGUUGUUGGUGUCUUUCUCCAUCAACUUCACCAUGUUCGGAGUGGGCGUCGUCUUCCUGUUACUUGCGUCACAGAACAUCCACGACCUCAUCAACGACCUCAACAAGGACAUCUCUUUCUGCUACUGGCUUAUUAUAGUUGCCGGGCUGCUGGCUCCAUUGUGCUGGUUCGGCACACCCGCUGACUUCCCAUUUGUGGCCAUUGGAGCGACGACGGCGACGUCGAUCGCGUGUGUCGUUCUGUUCGUCAACAUCUUGCUGGACAAGCAAGACGACCAUCAGGUGGAGCACGCGUCGCCCGGGUUCACCUCGUUCUUCAUGGCGUUCGGCACGAUCUGCUUCGCGUUUGGCGGACACCCCGUCUUCCCCACGUUCCAGACAGACAUGAGGGACCACAAGCAGUUUGGAAAAGCCGUGUUCUUAGCUUAUUUUAUUCUUCUGCUGAUGUACUUGCCUGUCGCCACAGCUGGUUACUUCGUGUAUGGCGACUCCGCGAACGCCAACAUCCUGAAGACUGUGUCGAGUGGCCCCAUGUUGUACAUAGUGCAGAUCCUCAUCACUGUCCAUCUGGCCCUAGGCUUCAUCAUCGUCCUUAACCCGAUCUGCCAGGAGGUCGAGGAGCUACUCAAAAUACCUAAAGAGUUUAACUGGAAACGGUGUAUCUCAAGAACUAUAAUUGUGGGACUCGUCCUGUUCGUGGCAGAGUCCAUACCGCACUUCGGCGCCAUCUUGGCACUUGUUGGCGGCUCGACGACGACACUGCUGGCGUAUGUGUUACCGUCAAUAUUCUACAUGAAGCUGUGUCGCAUGGAAGGAGACUGGGAUAAAGUGUAUAUUCCACUGCACACGAAGGUGGCCAACUAUGAGAUCGUGCUAGUGGGGCUGGUGGCUGGUGCCGCCGCUACAUACUCCGCUAUAUCGGGCCUCGCCAGCCCCGACGCCUUCACCUUGCCGUGUUACGUGAACAUCGAGAAAGCAUAACCAGACUAUUUAGCGCAUGGCUGUGUCUAGCCUAAACAGGGGCGGGGCCAGGAGGUUCUUCUGAGUGGUUGAAAACAAAAGAACAUCUUGAGUAUUUAAAAGAACACUGAACAUGUAUUACGUAUAUAACAACAUUCGCACAGAAGCCACGUGGAUCAAGAUAUAACAUCACCACCACUGAUAAUGUAUACAGUUCAACAAAAGUAGGGGAACCUGAAAUACUAAUUAUUAGACCGAAUAUACGUUUUGACUACAGACAUCCUAAUAAAGAACGUUCAGGUCUGUUUGCCAACACACCGAAACACAUUCCAUAGUUUGCACAUGCAUCACGCAGUUGCUCCGUACACGUGCGUGGGGUGUCACUCUCGAUUUUGACAAUUUC
This is a messenger RNA of Gigantopelta aegis, 1968 nucleotides long. RefSeq names its product amino acid transporter AVT1A-like. Gene Ontology annotation, cellular component: vacuolar membrane. The record is from RefSeq and is a predicted model, not a curated record. Gene Ontology annotation, biological process: amino acid transmembrane transport; L-alanine transport. The coding region runs from base 207 to 1586 and encodes 459 amino acids. Gene Ontology annotation, molecular function: L-proline transmembrane transporter activity; L-alanine transmembrane transporter activity. Lineage: Eukaryota; Metazoa; Mollusca; Gastropoda; Neomphalida; Peltospiridae. The transcript has 9 exons.